AUGCUGAGAGCUGCGGGAGGAGAGCAAGGGAUCAGCACAUUUGUUCACGCUCACUUCACGAGGGACAAGGUAGCAGCAACGGAGAGCUUCCCCAAGUUCCACGUUGAGAGGCGGGAUGACGUGAGUGCAGACAAGAUCGGCAAGAAGAGCACGAGCACGGAAGACCAUGUGUCCUCUGACGAGUGCCAUCCGAGCUACGAGAUCGCUAACUCGUCGACAUGGCUGGAGAUCAUGUGCGCAGACGGCAGCCAAGGAUGGCAGUGGAGGGAAGACAGGGAAUGUAAGGGGUUGCACCAUGUGUUCUUCCAGGCGCUUGAGGACGUCUCAGUCUACUUCUGCCAUGUCUCCGGCAAGACGCUCGGGUUGUCCGACGACAGCAUGUACACGAUCAAAGUGUUCAAGGGAAGCUUGUCGAUCCUGUCGUUCUCCACUCAAGAGGAUUGCGAGGUCAUGCAGAAGAACGGACUGCACGUGUGGUAUGGUGGCAAUCCAGAAGAAAUGUCGAUCAAGCCAUGCGGAAGCUCCGGCGAACUGGAGGGGAUCUUGAAGCAGAGGGCAUGUUGUCUGCAUGAAGCGUCGGAGCACGAGUACGUGUACGAUCGCAGAAUAGAGAGCAGCGGCAGUCGGAUGAACUUCACAUGGAGGGCAUGCCUGUUUGAAUGCCAACAGGACAGAGACACCUCAAGUCUCGAUCGCUCAAGUUUGGUUCAGAGGUCGUUCGUGGAGACGCUGGACGACAUAACCGACAGGAUAACCGACGGCAUGUCCGGUGCUUACCUGAGAUUCCUGCCAGAGGAUGUGUGGGAGGCUUAUCAAGGUUUGGAGCAGGCGGAAGAGACGUUGGCCAUGAUUCAGUCUAUAUCUCUUGGACAGAGGGCUGCCGACACAGGAGAGAUCACUCACGACUUCCAGUAUGCCUUCCACGCGAUGGGAGCAGCUGCGAUAUUUGACGACGACCGUCUUAUGCGAUUCUUGUGCUUCGUGCGGCAACGAGGUCCCAGCUUGUUCAUCGGCCCUCCGGAUGUGCAAUUGUACAUUAAGCACCUCCUCGUGGGCCCGGGUUGUACCUUCCUUCCGAUCCAGCGAGGUGACGUCAUCAACUCUCAAACUCUAGCCGACAUCCACCAAGAGGCCAUGCGGGUGCUGAUGCUGAAGUCCAAGGACAGCGGGAGCGAGCUGAGGGCGCAGGUGGUGGUCAUUCAUGCAGGGUCUGCGACCCCAGUCCUGCAGAAGCGAAUCUUGUCGUCUAGUCAGGCUGCACAGCUCAAGGUCUUCUCCAUCGACUUGAGCGAGAUGGUUCAAACCUUAGGGUUCGACAACCUGGACCUGGACACCUCUGGAGCUGGCUUCUCCUCCUCCUCCUCCUCCCUGGUGCAAGAGACAGGGAUCAAGUCCCAGGACCUCCUCAACCAACUCUCCAUCGCUACCAAGACCCGCCGAAAGAUUCGUUUCCUCGUCACCACGGCGCUGGUCACUGGGGAGGAUGACAGGUGGAGCCGGCAGGAGCUGUACAGGGGGACGUUCAAAGCUCUUGCUCGCCUCGGGUAUCCCGAUCCUCUAAUAGUCGAGGCCGUUCAUGGAGGGGAGUCUCGGAGCUUCUUAGAAGGCUAUGGGCACGUGGUCUACACCGACCUCAACGACUUUGAGAACCAGGGCAACAACGAGGGCAGGUCGAUGCUGCUGGCGCUUCAGACUUGGGAUGUGAAAGAUGAUGUGAUGGUCAUCAAGCUCACGGGUCGAUACUCCCCCGCUGAUCGCAGACUCGUUCAGGUCUCCAUGAACGACGGGUUGAUGUUCACCGGCUGCUUUGCGAUGAGGAAAGGGCUCCUGCAGGAGGCUCUCAGCGCGAUGGACUGGAACCAAUACGAGGUCCACAGACUCCGUCAGAUCUGCGAACCGGACGAUUGGCUGCUCGAGAGGACAGUGAGCUUCGAGGCAUGUAAGGUCAACCCUGUCGCAUCCUGA
This is a messenger RNA of Guillardia theta CCMP2712, 1965 nucleotides long. RefSeq lists its product as hypothetical. NCBI's taxonomy places the organism in Eukaryota, Cryptophyceae, Pyrenomonadales, Geminigeraceae. The record is from RefSeq and is a predicted model, not a curated record. The coding region runs from base 1 to 1965 and encodes 654 amino acids. The transcript is spliced from 7 exons.